This is a messenger RNA of Anastrepha ludens (Mexican fruit fly), 1432 nucleotides long. Its product is annotated as carboxypeptidase B. Gene Ontology annotation, biological process: proteolysis. Gene Ontology annotation, molecular function: metallocarboxypeptidase activity; zinc ion binding. NCBI's taxonomy places the organism in Eukaryota, Metazoa, Arthropoda, Insecta, Diptera, Tephritidae. The coding region runs from base 1 to 1374 and encodes 457 amino acids. The record is from RefSeq and is a predicted model, not a curated record. The transcript is spliced from 5 exons.
AUGCCUUUGGAUUUGAAUGAAGUGCCGCUUAAUGUAAUAGAAGUGCCACGCACCAGCUUCCUAGCACGUAUACCCUUCCUCCGCAGUUUUCUACGCGCAGUACGCCCGAAUACGCAUGUCGGCCGCAAAUCGGAUUACCGCAGUGAGUUCGAUGAGAAUUUUAUCAAUUACCACAAUUCUCAGCUAUGGAAGGUGUUAUUUAAUGCAACGCGUAAGCGUGGCGGCAGCACGAAGCGCAUCGAAACUAUGCAGACUUUCGUGGAGAAGUUCGGAACUGAGGUGUGGAACAUCAAUCAAGACGGAGUUGACAUCUUAAUUGACUACAGAAAUACAGCAAAAGCCAAAGAGUUCAUAGCGAAAACUGAUUUCACCUACAAUAUUAUGAUCGACGAUAUCGAGACUGCGAUCGACGAGACUUAUACGGAAGUGAACAACAGCAAUGCAAAUAUGCCGUGGUUGGAUAGAGACAGUACGAUACUGAAUUGGAAUCGCUAUCAUGAUGUUGGCGCUAUACAACAAUUCCUGCAGCACAUUUUGGAAACCUACCCUGAUAUGGCGGAAAUUGUGCAAAUCGGUGUGACGCAUCAUAAGCGGCCACUGGAGGUGUUGCGCAUCUCCAAUGGCAACCCCAAGAAUUGGGCAAUUUUUAUCGAUGCCGGCAUGCAGGCACGCGAUUGGCUCAGUCCUGCCGCGCUCACCUGCGCCAUUUCGAAAUUAACCUGGUUGUGGGACCAAGAGCCGACUUACAUGCGCAACAUUGAUUGGUACUUCUUGCCUUUGGCAAAUCCCGAUGGUUAUCAAUAUUCGCGCAUCACCGAUCGUCUCUGGUCGAAGAAUCGACAUUUUGAUGGUAAAACUGGCUGUUAUGGCGUAAAUUUGAAUCGCAACUUUGAUUAUCAGUGGGGUGGUGCGGGCUCAUCGGAUAACCCGUGCAAGAAUUUAUAUCGAGGGCCAAAGCAAUUCUCCGAGCCAGAAACGAAAGCCAUACGAACCUUCGUGCACAACAUACACGAAUUUUUGGGUGCAUACGUCUCCUUCAACGCUUACGGGCAGGCAAUCACCUAUCCAUGGGGUGACGCAGACUUUGUGACGGACAAUCAACGGGAACUGCACAACGUGGCGCGACGUGCAAUGUUGAAUUUCCGCAAAUUGAAUGAAGCCGAGUACCGUGUGGGUACCAGCUAUCGACUGAAAUUGGCACGCGCUGGCAACUCGGCCGAUUGGGUGCAGCAGCGCAUCAAUCCACAAUACGUUUACGAUGUAUUUCUGAAGGACCAAGGGCGCUAUGGGUACUUGAUGCCACCGCAUUACAUUGUGGAAUCGGGUGAGGAGGCAUACGAAUUUAUGAAGACAAUAGCGGCGGCACUAAAUUGAAGCCAAGCCAAAAAGUGUAUGCCACGAAAAUCUCAUAAAAGGAAGGGAAUAGACAAAA